Molecule: messenger RNA, 2411 nt
Organism: Dromaius novaehollandiae (emu)
Lineage: Eukaryota; Metazoa; Chordata; Aves; Casuariiformes; Dromaiidae
Gene: PLBD2
Product: phospholipase B domain containing 2
Exons: 11
Coding region: 52-1809 (585 amino acids)
Biological process (GO): phospholipid catabolic process
Cellular component (GO): extracellular region
Molecular function (GO): glycerophospholipase activity
Source: RefSeq, a predicted model, not a curated record
CCCUCGCGGCCUCGCCCCGCCCCCUCGCGGCCCCGCCCCGCCCUGUCCGGCAUGGCGGCGCUGCGGGCGCUGUUGGGGGCCGCGCUGGCCGCCGCGCUCGCCCCGGCCCCGGCCCCGGCCCGGGCCCUGGGGGCCGCCGCGGGCCCCGCCGCCGCCUCGGUGCUGCUGGAGCCGGGCUCCGGGCGGCUGCGCGUGGUGCCGGGCCGGCAGCCCGCCGCCGUCGCCUGGGCCAACCUCACCGACCACAUCGGCGCCGUGGGGUGGGCCUUCCUGGAGGUGGCCACCAACGCCGCCUACAACGACAGCCUGCAGGCCUACGCCGCCGGGCUGGCGGAGGCCGCCGUGUCCGAGCAGCUGAUCUACAUGCACUGGAUGAACACCAUGGUGGGCUACUGCGGCCCCUUCAAGUACGAGACCGACUACUGCGAGAAGCUCAAGAGCUACCUGGAGGCCAACCUGGCCUGGAUGGAGGAGCAGAUGGAGAAGGGUGAGGACCCCGAGUACUGGCACCAGGUGCGCUUGGCCCUGCUGCAGCUCAAGGGCCUGGAGGACAGCUACAACCGGCGCGUGGCCUUCCCCGGCGGCAGGUUCUCCGUCGCGCCCUUCGGCUUCCUGCUGCUGCAGCUGGGGGGUGACCUGGAGGACCUGGAAUCUGCCUUCAACAAGUCGGCCGCGCGGCCGCCCCUGGGCUCGGGCUCCUGCUCUGCCCUCCUGAAGCUGCUCCCGGGCAAUCGGGAUCUCCUGGUUGCCCACGACACCUGGACCUCCUACCAGUCCAUGCUGCGCGUCAUCAAGAAGUACACGCUGCCCUUCCGCACCUCGGCCCGCGGUAACACUCAGAUCGCAGGGAGCGUCCAGGUGUUCUCCUCCUACCCCGGCACCAUCUUCUCCGGAGAUGACUUCUACAUCCUGAGCAGCGGCUUGGUGAGCAGGAGCUGCUCCCGCGGGGCCCCUUCCCUUCCCCGCCCUGGCCCCGCUCACCUCCUGCCGCCGCAGGUAGCGCUGGAGACCACCAUCGGGAACAGCAACCCCGCGCUGUGGAAGUACAUCCGCCCGCAGGGCAGCGUCCUGGAGUGGCUGAGGAACAUCGUGGCCAACCGGCUCGCCCGGAGCGGCCCCGAGUGGGCUGCCGUCUUCCGGCAGUUCAACAGCGGCACGUACAACAACCAGUGGAUGGUGGUGGACUACAACGCCUUCUCGCCCGGGAAGGCCGGCCUCCAGCGAGGCGUGCUGACGGUGCUGGAGCAGAUCCCGGGCCUGGUGGUCGUGGCUGAUAAGACGGAGCUGCUCUACCAGCAGGGCUACUGGGCCAGUUACAACGUGCCGUACUUCGAGGAGAUCUUUAACGCCAGUGGGAACCUGGAGCUGGUGAAGAAAUACGGCGACUGGUUCACCUACGACAGAAAUCCCCGCGCCCGCAUCUUCCGGCGCAACCAGACGCUGGUGCGCGACAUGGACGACAUGGUCCGCCUGAUGAGGUUCAACAACUACCUGCGGGACCCGCUGUCGCGGUGCCAGGGCUGCGACCCCCCCCAGAACGCCGAGAACGCCAUCUCCGCCCGCUCGGACCUCAACCCGGCCAACGGGACCUACCCCUUCGCGGCGCUGCGCCAGCGCUCCCACGGCGGCACCGACAUGAAGAUCACGUCCUUCAGCAUGGCCCCCGCCUACCGGCUCGUGGCGGCCAGCGGGCCCACGUGGGACGACGUGCCCCCCUUCCAGUGGAGCACGUCCCCCUACAGCAACCUGCUGCACAUGGGCCACCCCGACCUCUGGAAGUUCCCCCCCGUCCAGGUCCGCUGGGACUGAGCUGCGGCCGCGGGGCCGCUUCCCUGGCAUCUUCGCCGCCCGCGUCCCGGGACGAGGGGCUGCCUGUGCCCGCGCGGGGCCCCUGCCGGGGGGGGGGGCAGCUCCCCGGCGCCGGCCGAUGCUCGCGGCGAUAACGGUUUGCUGAUGGGCUUUGGCGUGGGGGGUGGAAAUGGGGGUGCAGGGGGGCACCCGACCUGCCCACCCGUCCUGCGGCCCCCCGCGUUUGCCAGCUGCUGCUUUGCCCCCUCCCUCCUGCGCCCCGGCCCCGGAGGGGGUGCGGGGUGGAGCCGGGGGUGCCCGUGGGUCUGCUCCCCCCGGCGUCGCCCCACGGCGCGGGGGCUUCGACCCCAUCCUGACCGUCCGCAGACAUUUCCCCGGCCGGGCGGCUCUCCCCUGUGCACACCCCAUGGCUUGUCCCCCGGCGCUCGAUGCUGGCCCCCCCUUCCCCUCUCUUCCCCCCGAAAACGGGGGUCCCCGGGAGGUUGGGGUCCACUCCGUGGUGUGUACGGUGGCUGGGACCGCGACGUCCCACGCUCUCGGAGAGGAGGGGAGAGAACUGGUUUGGUUUUGACAAAUAAAAUGAUCUGUGAGCUGCAAAGUGA